ACAUUCUCCAGAGCCUCCAGAACCUCCCGUCUCCUUCUCUUCCGCCAAAAAGCAAACACCUUGCGAUCAAUCUACCCAGGGAAGAAGCAACCCCACCGCCAUGGCCGCCGCCGCACCGCCUCCGCCUCCCUCCGACGUCCCCGGGAUGCCGGAGAUGGCUCCCCCUUCCGUCCGCCGCACGCUCUUCGCCCGCGUCCGCCUCGCCGCGCCCUCCGACGUCCCCCACAUCCACAAGAUGAUCUACCGGAUGGCCGUCUUCGAGCGCCUCGCGGACCAGUGCACCGCCACCGAGGCCUCCCUCUCGUCCACCCUCUUCAACUCCCCUGCCUUCCAGUCCUUCACCGUCCUCCUCCUCGAGGUCUCCCACCUCCCCUUCGCCCCGCUUCCGCCGCCGCCGCAGCAGCAAAACCCCACCGCCGCGCCCGCAUUCGCCCCGAUCGUCAGCACCAUCAACCUCGACCUCCCCAUCGAGGACCCCGAGAACGAGGUCUUCGCUUCCGGGGCCGAGGGGGGCGGCGGCGCCGUGGUAGCGGGGUUCGUCCUGUUCUUCCCGAACUACUCGACGUUCCUGGCGAAGCCGGGGUUCUACAUAGAAGACCUGUUCGUGAGGGAGUGCUACCGGAGGAAGGGCCUGGGGCGGAUGCUGCUGGCUGCGGUGGCGAGGCAGGCGGCGAGGAUGGGGUACGGGAGGGUGGAGUGGGUGGUGCUCGAUUGGAACGUGAAUGCCAUAAAGUUCUACGAGGAGAUGGGGGCGAAGCUUCUGCAGGAGUGGAGGAUUUGCAGGCUGACCGGAGAGGCUCUCUCUGCAUAUGCCAACAUCAAUUACUGAAGAAGAAGAUGACCAAGAAAAAAAGUUUACAUUUUUAACGUGGUGAAAUGAAAUUCCAAGUCGUGGUUUUGUGUUUCUUAGUAGAGGUCUAAUCUGAUCUCUGUUGUUUCGUUGGGGAACUUUGGAAUUUUAACAAAGUGGGUCGACGAGAGUCUGUUGUUUGUGUUGACUUCUGAAAGCAAUGGAAUGAACUCGAAUGUGUCUGUU
This is a messenger RNA of Syzygium oleosum, 1036 nucleotides long. Its product is annotated as GCN5-related N-acetyltransferase 8-like. Lineage: Eukaryota; Viridiplantae; Streptophyta; Magnoliopsida; Myrtales; Myrtaceae. The transcript has a single exon. Gene Ontology annotation, molecular function: N-acetyltransferase activity. Bases 101 to 829 code for a protein of 242 amino acids. The record is from RefSeq and is a predicted model, not a curated record.